Chilo suppressalis (striped riceborer) is the source of this 7514-nucleotide messenger RNA. Lineage: Eukaryota; Metazoa; Arthropoda; Insecta; Lepidoptera; Crambidae. The record is from the annotation of a GenBank genome assembly.
AGACGUCCGUCAGCGUCCGUUCAUUUCAUUCUUCUCUUUUGAACCGAGGAGCUAUACCGCCAUGCGGGUGCGAUGAUUGUGCUAUGGUUCGGUGUGGUGAAAGAAUUGUCUACUUUUAUAAAACAUCGUGUAAACUUUUUGUAAUAAAGUGGUGAAGAAGUUAUCUACUGGAUGUUACACCUACUACAGUGUAUAAGUUUAACAAAACUUGUUUUUUAACAUAUGCUCCAAAAAAUAUUGUUACUCACUACCAAUGAGCUUUGGUAACUACGGUAUUUCAAAUUAGUCGACGUUCGUAUCUUGCCCAAGAAAAGUGACUAUGUCUUACAAUUCUUCACUCGAUGAUUUUUGUGGAUCCAAAUUUUGGGAUAGCAAUCUAACAUGGUACACAGACAAUCCAGAAUUGACACCAUGUGUUCAAAAAACAGUACUUGUUUGGAUACCAUGCAUAUAUCUUUGGGUGGCAGCUUUUCUUGAUCUCUACUACAUACUACAUAGCAAAGAGAAAAAUAUACCUUGGAAUAUAUUGAAUAUAACUAAAUUAGUUGUCAACUGCCUUUUAAUAGUUGUAAAGUUUGUGGAUUUAGGUGUCACAGUGCAUAAUUCUUCACAGAAAGACAAAGUUGUUGCAAAUGCUGAUUAUUAUAGUCCUAUUAUAAAAAUAUUAACCUUUGGAUUAUCAGCAACAUUACUAUACUACAAUAGGAAAUAUGGAAUGAGAGCAUCAGGGGUGCUGUUUUUCUUUUGGUUACUUUUGAUAUUGGCAGGAUUACCGGAGCUCAGAUCUGAAAUAGUGGAGCAUUAUGAGAAAGCAGAUGAUGAGAAUGUCCAAUACAAUUUCGUUAGCUAUAUGGUUUAUUACCCGCUGAUUAUAUUUAUGUUCAUAUUGAAUUGGUUUGCCGAUUUGCCUCCAAAAGACACUCCAUAUACAUUCGAGAAGAACCAAUGCCCAGAGAAUGCGUCAGGAUUCCCUAGCCGGCUCACGUUCAGUUGGUUUGACCCUCUCGCGUUGACGGGCUUCCGACGAAACUUGACCGAGAAUGACCUUUGGGCGCUAAACCCUCAAGACUCGUCGAGGGAAGUAGUACCUAGAUUCGACAAAUUUUGGGAAAGAUCACUCAAAAAACGAGAAAAUUCCAGUGGUGCUAAAGCGACUUACAGUAAGAAUUCAGCCAGCGUUAACUUCAAGCCGGAAAAAGAAAAGAAGCCUGCCUCGAUAUUGCCGGCGCUAUGUAUGGCAUUUGGAGGGCAAUUUUUGUUCGGUGCUCUCCUGAAAUUGUUUAACGACACCCUAAUGUUUCUUUCGCCACAACUCCUGAAACUUCUUAUAAAUUUCGUCCAAAGCAAAGAGCCGCUAUGGAAAGGACACUUGUACGCAGUAGCUUUGUUGGCUUGCGCGACUGUUCAAACCAUGCUGUUGGCACAUUACUUCACCAGAAUGUACCUAGUGGGUAUGAGGAUAAGGACUGCUCUCACAAGUGCUAUCUACAGGAAGUCGCUCCGUAUGUCAAAUGCGGCCAGAAAAGAAUCCACUGUGGGUGAAAUCGUUAAUUUAAUGUCAGUGGAUGCUCAAAGAUUUCUGGAAUUGACAGCAUAUUUGAACAUGAUAUGGUCGGCACCUCUCCAAAUCGCGUUGGCCCUUUAUUUCCUGUGGGGUAUUCUAGGGCCGUCAGUGCUUGCCGGCCUGGCUGUCAUGAUAAUACUCAUUCCUGUCAAUGGCCUCAUCGCUAACAGAGUAAAGACGCUACAGAUCAAACAGAUGAAGUAUAAAGACGAAAGAGUUAAACUUAUGAAUGAAGUACUUAACGGCAUUAAGGUUCUUAAAAUGUAUGCGUGGGAGCCUAGCUUUGAGGAUCAAGUUUUAAAGAUAAGAAAUAAAGAAAUGCAUGUAUUAAAGCAAACAGCAUAUCUCAAUUCAGCUACUUCAUUCAUUUGGUCUUGUGCGCCUUUUCUGGUGACAUUUCUAACGUUCUUCACGUUUGUGAUAUCUGACCCAGAAAAAAAUAUCCUGACUGCCACAAAUAUUUUCGUGUCGAUGUCCUUGUUUUACACAAUGCAUUUGCCGUUAGGUUUGCUCCCUAUCAUCGUGGUCUCGGCGAUAGAGACUUCAGUUGGUAUUAAGAGAUUAAACAAAUUUAUGAAUUGUGAAGAAUUGGAUGAACAUGCAGUAGAUCACGACACGAAAGAGCCUAACCCGCUUGUAAUAGAAAAUGGUCACUUCUCUUGGGGUGAGAAGGAUUCAGAGCCGAUGUUGAAGAACAUCAACCUCCAUGUGCCUCGUGGGUCCCUGGUAGCUGUGGUCGGCGCUGUGGGUUCGGGGAAGAGUUCCCUGCUCUCCGCUCUCUUAGGCGAGAUGAACAAAGUUUCAGGCCGCAUCAACACUACAGGUGAAAUAGCUUAUGUGCCACAACAAGCGUGGAUUCAAAAUGCAACACUACAAGAUAACAUAUUGUUCGGAAAAGACCUCGAUAAGCAGCGAUACAACAACGUUAUUAACGUAUGCGCUUUGAAACCCGACUUCGACGUCUUACCUGGAGGUGACCAGACCGAGAUUGGUGAAAAAGGUAUAAAUCUGUCUGGUGGUCAAAAACAGCGAGUGUCACUUGCUAGGGCGGUGUACUACGACGCUGAUAACUAUUUCUUGGACGACCCGCUCAGCGCAGUGGACUCGCAUGUUGGAAAACAUAUAUUCGAUAAGGUCAUCGGCCCCAACGGAUUGUUGAAGAGUAAAACUCGCAUUUGGGUGACGCAUAGUGUAUCGUAUUUGGCACAAACAGACCUCGUAGUUGUUUUGCGUGACGGCGAAAUAUCCGAAGCUGGCACUUACCAGCAACUGUUGGAGAAGAAGGGUGCUUUCGCCGAAUUCCUAUUGCACCACCUCAGUGACGCCGAAAGGACUUCCCCUGAAGAAUUGGACGCAAUCAAAGAACAACUCGAGACAAAACUCGGCACUGAAUUCCAAAACAAAUUGCAAAGAGCUCGAUCAUUGUCGGAGAGCAACUCGGAAACAGAACCAGCAAGUUCGGGUGACAGAGCCGGCAGUGUAAAACGCAAAACACCAGAGGCCACGCCCAACGAACUCAAAGAGAAGUCUAAGCUUAUUGAAGCGGAGAAAACUGAAACUGGCAGUGUGAAAUGGAGUGUGUACAAGCAUUACUUGAUGAGCGUGGGAGUGCUUGCUUCUGUGGUGACGGUGCUUAUGAACUUGAUUCUACAGGUGUUCCAGGUCGGCUCUAACUACUGGUUAGCAGAAUGGUCCAACGAUGAAACUAUGAUUGUUAACGGCACUGUGGAUAAAGCCAAACGGGAUCUUUACCUCGGCGUCUACGGUGGUCUGGGCAUCGGACAAGUGGUGUCGGUGUCGGUGUCGUCGCUGGCGCUGUAUCUCGGCACGCUGACGGCGGCGCGGGGGCUCCACGCGGCACUCCUAGCGGGCGUGCUGAGAGCGCCCAGCAUCGGCUUCUUCGACUGCACACCCGUCGGCCGCGUGCUCAACCGGUUCAGCAAGGACGUGGACGUGCUCGACAACGUACUGCCCAUGACACUGCGCGGCUGGACCUCCUGCUUCUUUGCGGUAUUGGGAACAUUGUUCGUGAUAAGUCUGUCGACGCCGAUCUUCUUGGCGAUCGUUUUGCCCAUCGGUGUCGUGUACUACAUCAUUCAGAGGUUCUACGUGGCGACGUCGCGGCAGCUCAAGAGGCUGGAGUCAGUAUCACGGUCACCGAUAUACUCGCACUUUGGAGAGAGUAUUACGGGAGCAUCUACUAUUAGAGCCUACGGUGUCACCCAGAGGUUCGUUGAGGAAUCCGAACGCGGCGUAGAUCACAACCAGACCUGCUACUACCCCAGUUGCAUCGCGAACCGAUGGCUGGCGGUCCGCCUGGAGAUGAUGGGGAACCUUAUAAUAUUCUUUUCGGCAUUGUUCGCUGUACUGAACCGGGACACCGUCAAUCCCGGUCUCGUCGGUCUGUCUGUCAGCUAUGCUUUACAGAUAACUCAAACACUAAAUUGGUUGGUAAGAAUGACCUCGGAAGUCGAAACGAACAUAGUAGCGGUAGAGAGAAUAAAGGAAUACGCGGAGACGCAACAGGAGGCGCAAUGGAACCUCCCGAACGGUCCGGGUUCGACGUGGCCGGAGACUGGCGCCUUACAACUAGAGCAACUGACGCUCGGGUACCGCGCGGGAGAACCGGCGCUGCGCGACGUGACGUGCACCGUGGCCCCGCGCGACAAGCUCGGCAUCGUAGGCCGCACCGGUGCCGGCAAGUCAACGCUCACGCUCGGCCUGUUCAGGAUUGUAGAGGCGAUGGGCGGCAAGAUCCUGAUCGACGGCAUCGAUAUAUCCACGAUCGGUCUACACCAGCUGCGUUCGCGCAUCACCAUCAUCCCCCAGGACCCGGUGUUGUUCUCGGGAACGCUCCGAAUGAACCUGGACCCUUUCGAGGCUUACACCGACGACGAAAUAUGGCGAUCGUUGGAGCACGCGCAUCUCAAGAACUUCGUCAAGGGGCUUCAAGCCGGGCUAAGGCAUGAGAUAUCGGAAGGGGGCGAGAAUCUGUCUGUGGGACAGAGACAGUUAGUCUGUCUCGCUCGCGCGCUACUUCGUAAAACACCGCUUUUGGUGCUCGACGAGGCCACCGCUGCCGUCGACCUCGAGACCGAUGAACUUAUACAGAAAACAAUCCGUUCCGAAUUCGCAUCGUGCACAGUGCUGACGAUCGCGCACCGUUUGAACACCAUAAUGGACUCUACUCGCGUCAUGGUCCUGGACAAAGGCCAACUUGUGGAAUACGCUCCACCAGAACAGCUGCUUCAAGACAAGAACAGCAUCUUCUACGGCAUGGCCAAGGACGCAGGCCUCGUCAGCUAAACAUCACAACUCAAUAUCAAACGCCACCCAUUCGGGAAAUAAAUAUCGCACCCGCCCAAGUUCACGCUCGUAACUGACUUUCAGUACGAUUCAAACUUUAUGGCGGUUUUGAAGAGCAGCGAGCGGAAUUAUACGCAGUUUGCAGUUCAGUGAAACUUCGCGCGCAUCUAGAAACUAGAACUACAGUGCGACAAGGAUCUUUGUGAAUAUAAGUAAUAGUUCAGAGAGGGCGCUGCUGAAUUCUUAAUGUUUCAAGUUCUAGAAAAUCUCCCGAUUUUUAGGAAACUCAUCUUAUUCUAUAUUUUAUAUACAUAAUUCGAAAAAUUUACGUAAAAUUUUAAUGUAACUGAUUUUAUAUAUUUUUUAUGAUCAUUUUUAUACCACCAAGGAAUUAACAAUCUAAAAUAAAGAAUUACCUGUGUCGAUUCCAGCGAGAUUCUCUAAACUUAAAACUAAAUUUAACACCAGUCUAUCCUUUUUAUUCUGUAUGAACAAUGACAAAGAUGCACCGUUGUCAAAUUCAAGUUUAGGUAUAGAGAAUCAUGCCAGAAUCGACACCACUGCUAAUUUAGAUAUUAUUUGACAUUGGUGUCAAUUCUGGCGUGAUUCUCUAAAGCUAAACUUAAAUUUGACAAUAGUGUAUCCUUGUCAUUCUCUACACAAAAUGAAAAGGAGAGACUGAUGUUAAAGUUAGUUUUAAGUUUAAAGAAUCAUUCCAGAAUUGACACCUUUGUAGAGCUUUGUUUUAUUAAUCAAAUGCCUAUAUUAUACAAUGGUUCAGCCUAUUGCAAUACCUACUGUUAAUAAAAGUAGUUCCAUGGCCAAAUCUUAUAAAAAAAAAGUUGUUACUUUUAUUUAAUUGAUAAUGUUUUAUUUGUUCACCCUUAACUUCCGUAUAAUACAAUCAGUUCUGAAUGGGGUGACCCUCUGGCGUUACAAAAUAUGACUUUUAACAAACAUGGUGGUGUUAGUUUUCUUUUCUUUCUUUCUUUCUUUCAAUAGUUGGUCCAAGCAUCACAUCGCAAUAGUAAAAUGCUUAAGGUUGCGGUUGAUGCGCAUUGCGCGAUUGGAGAGAGAAAGCUAGCGGUCUCUCAUCUUCUUUCUCUUUAAGGGACAGUUCCACUUGCAGUAGAGUCUAUAUCUCUCCUACUUUUAUACCUCUAUGACUGUACUACGUUUCGUUUAAUGCACUGCGACUGGCGCUUACUUCAGAGCCGCCGUUAUCUUUGAAUCGGACUAACUUUCGGUUCACAUUAAAAUACCCACCUGAACCCGUGAUCAGAUCGCUCGGACGCUACCAAAACUUCAAGAAUUUACGAGAACCGUUGUAGAGCUACAUUUAUUUUAGGAUGAUGGUUGUAGAACUUUGUCAGUACUCGAAUGAGGUUUAGCUAAUUAGGCGCCCGAUUAUCCGAUCACUACUCAUUACUGAAUGGGAGAAUAUUAUUAAUGUAAAGCUCACACAAUUUUUAUACUCUUACACCGUCUGUUGUCGAUAUUGGUUUAAAAUAUUCUGUGAGUGAAAUUUUUCACUGUACUCACAGUUGUAUCAAUUUUUUUUUCUAUGAUAGUAUGCUGACUUUUUAUAAAAACGAUCACCUGUUUUUAUAAAAUGUCAGCAUAUGUCAUAAAAUUCAUCAUCAUCAUCUAAAAAAAAUAUCAACUGUUUGAGUGGUGUGAGCUAAUUAAAUUCCACAAGGUCGAUAAUCGCGGAUUUUUUAUAACACAGUAAGAAAGUUGUCGCUAUUAUUAUGUUGAAUGCAGAGAGUAAUGUAAUGUAGAGCUACUUGUAAUACAACUGGCAAUAAUUUAGUUUAAACUUUUUACAGGUAUUUAGAUGAUUUUACUUAUACUCAGUAUUUUUUGUGUUAUUUAUGAAAAGACUAUCAGACUAUAUACCUGCAACCAAAUUAAGUUAAACCAACUUGUUAUUUUAUAAAAACUCACAAAAAAAAUUACAUAGGUAAGAUGUCCAAUGCAGUAUCAUUUUUAUAAACUACCUACUCUGCCGUUCAUUAUUGAGUUAGAUAAUAUAGUAAAUAUCUGGUAACAUACUGUAAAAAAUAAUUUAUUGCUUUAAAAUAUCGAUAAUGAUUUUUAUUUGUUGACUUUUAAGGGGUUAUCCAUAAAAUACGUCACACUAAUUUAGUAUUACAUUUUGAAAAGUGACGUCACGAAACUUAAGAUCCCUCCCAUCACGUCACAAUAUGUCACACUUCGUUGACCCAUUCCCUUACCCUUAACGUGUGACGUAUUGUAUGGAUGAUCCCUAAUGUAUAAAAAUAAUUUAGUUUAUUAUUAUUCGCCCGGGUAUAAUUUCGUGUUGAGUGUAGCAGUGUGCCUAUUUAACAAGAUUUGCUGCAUUACGCGAGAAUUAAUUAAAAUAUUUAUCACAAUUUUAAUGGAAUAGCAUACAAAAUCGUUGUGUUCAAAUAAAUAUCAAAAUAAUGGUAUUUGACUAAACUUACUAACUUUCAAAACAAUUAAUUUAACUUUUAGGCAUAAUGUUAAGUCAAAUAAUUUUAUUUUGGUUUUAGACCGGGAGAUGAUGACACAAAAUACUUGGUCAUUUGUACCAGUAUGGCGGUUCUUCAGGGGUCUAAUUACGUAAAGGCAAAAAGGAAAAUGAUGGUCAUAGCGCUCG